This is a messenger RNA of Talaromyces marneffei, 2865 nucleotides long. RefSeq lists its product as uncharacterized. The transcript has 2 exons. Lineage: Eukaryota; Fungi; Ascomycota; Eurotiomycetes; Eurotiales; Trichocomaceae. The coding region runs from base 1 to 2865 and encodes 954 amino acids. Gene Ontology annotation, biological process: autophagy of mitochondrion; protein localization to phagophore assembly site. Gene Ontology annotation, cellular component: phagophore assembly site; autophagosome. The record is from RefSeq and is a predicted model, not a curated record.
AUGAUGAACUCAAAUAUAUUAUCGCGGAUGCUCCCUCCUGCGGGCUCGCCCUCCAUCUACGAAGCUAUUAGACAUGACGACGAAGCCUCUGGAAACUCCGAUAUCGAGGAGCGUGCAGCCAUGGCUCUGGACGAGGAAAACCUUCAAGAAUCUCUACACGACUACGACCCAGAUGAUGCCGGGAACAGUCAGAUAACUACACAAAGUACUGCAUUUUUGGGACAAGGACGGCCGCGAAAGCUAUCGGAUACCUAUUCUACGAAGGCGGGAGGAAAUGGAGCUAGAUCAGGACGGCCUCGGUGGUUGCAGCAUUUGUCACCCCGCGUGGCCGAAGCUGACGAGGGUGACGAUGACGACGUCCCUGCAUCCUUGUUGAUAGAAGGACAUGAUCUCGAAGAUAUGCCUAAGCCGCCUGCUCCCCCCUCUCAUGGAAUGGACUAUCACGAUGGUGCUUCCGCAGGUGCCGGCCCAUCGUCGACCAGAUCUAGAAAGCGCUGGGAAUCGCCACGGAAUCGAAAGAAACUUGGUCAGUUUCUGCCCACCCCGAUUGUUCAACAAACACAGAGACCAGGAGGCUUGUCUGGAUUGGCAUCGGCAAGUCCCAAGGACAAGGCAAUGUGGAGGUGGGCGAAUGUCGAGAACCUCGAUAACUUUUUGAAGGACGUGUAUGUCUACUACCUGGGGAAUGGUAUUUGGAGUAUAAUAAUGAGCCGAGCACUCAACCUAUUGACGCUUGGCUUUGUGGUAGGCUUUACGACUUUUCUGUCGAGCUGUGUGAACUAUAGCUUGAUCCGUGGGAGCACUUCGCUACAAAACGUUCUUGUUCCGAAGUGUAUGACCAAGAUUUCAACAUCAACCACUCUUCUCUUAUGGCUUUUUACCUUCUUUUGGAUCGGUAAACUUGCCCAAUAUAUACUUGAUAUACGCAGACUACGGCACAUGCAUGAUUUUUACCACUAUUUAUUAGACAUUUCCGAUUCAGAAAUACAGACCAUAUCGUGGCAGCAGGUUGUGAGUCGGUUGAUGAACCUGCGGGACUCUAACCCAUCCACAGCUGCCGCCAUCUCUGCUAGACAUCGCAGGUUCAUGGGCAGCCAGUCUAAGCAGCGCAUGGACGCCCACGACAUCGCCAAUAGGCUGAUGCGGAAAGAGAAUUACCUCAUCGCUCUAUUCAACAAAGACAUACUCGACCUCACAUUGCCCAUUCCCUUUCUUCGAAACCGACAGUUGUUUUCACGCACAUUAGAAUGGAAUUUGAACCUAUGUAUCCUAGACUAUGUGUUUAAUGAGCAGGGUCAGGUCAGACCACUUUUUCUGAAGGAUACUCAUCGACGAGCUUUGAGUGAAGGGCUGCGAAGACGUUUCAUAUUUGCCGGAGUCAUGAACAUUUUCGUCGCCCCCUUUAUCGUUGUUUACUUUAUGAUGCAUUACUUUUUCCGGUACUUCAACGAAUACCAAAAGAACCCAUCACAGAUUGGCUCGCGUCAAUACACGCCUCUUGCAGAAUGGAAAUUCCGCGAGUUUAACGAACUUUGGCACCUCUUCCAACGUCGCAUUAACAUGUCCUACCCGUUCGCAAGUCGCUACGUCGAUCAAUUCCCGAAAGAUAAGACAGUGCAGAUUUCGAGUUUCGUGGCGUUCAUCGCAGGAGCUCUUGCCUCAGUCCUUGCACUGGCGUCACUUUUGGACCCGGAGCUGUUCCUAGGAUUUGAGAUCACUCAUGAUCGGACUGUGCUCUUCUACCUCGGCCUCUUCGGUAGUGUGUGGGCUAUUGCACGGGGGCUAGUUCCGGAAGAAACCGAUGUUUUCGACCCUGAAUUUGCACUUCUCGAGGUGACCAAUUUCACCCACUACCGUCCGAAUCACUGGGCGGCGCGUCUGCAUAGUGACGAGGUUAGGCAAGAGUUUGCGAUGCUGUAUCAGAUGAAGAUCGUUAUCUUCUUAGAGGAGAUUCUUAGCAUGAUAUUUACUCCCUUUGUGCUCUGGUUCAGUCUUCCAAAGUGCAGCGAUCGCUUGAUUGAUUUUUUCCGCGAGUUCACUGUUCAUGUAGAUGGAUUGGGCUAUGUGUGUUCCUUUGCCGUCUUUGAUUUCAAGAAGGACGCCCAAACGAAUCCUCAAGGUCGCGCAUCCCACCAAACGGGGCUGGCGGGAGACUUGCGAGACGAUUACUUCUCCACCAAGGAUGGAAAAAUGCUUGCUUCGUACUACGGCUUUUUAGACAGUUAUGGAGCAAAUCCUAGGGCUGCUGCCGCCCCCGGCGCUCGUCGGAGGUUCCAUCCCCCUCCACCAUUCCCUACCCUCGGAUCUACACAUCCAGCCGAUGUUGCUCCGCGGACGGAGCGUUGGGACCAGAUGGCCGCACGACACUCACCUACUGUAGGACCACAAACCCAUCAUUCUACACUGCGUGGCUCUCGCAUUGGCGGUGCGGCUGGGUAUAAUUCGCCAUUCCAUUCGAUGCUUCUCGAUCCACAUCAUCAGCCCUCCGCGUCAGCGUUGCGCUCAGCACCUAGGACGGGGGCGCAAUCUCGAUUCCGACCAUCCCGCGCUGCUCCCGGUGUCGGUGAUGCCAUGGAUGAUGUGAAAGAGCUAUCCGAUGUCGAAGCGUCCACCAAGAAUGCUUCAGGUCAACAGUCUGGUCGGAUCGGGGACGAUUCUACUGGAGCUGUUACUACCAGCGACAAUAACCUAGAGGGAUCGUGGCGCAUGAAUAUGGCAGGAGAGGCAGACGAUAGUGAUAGUGUAGAAGAAGGCGACGAGGUGGAAGCGAUUGUCAACGGCCCUGGCGGCGUGCUUGGCUUGAUCCAACAGUUCCAGAAGGCAAAUAAUGAAGGCCGAGCCGGCGGGGCUACUGUGAACAUAUAG